AGAUCUGCUUGGCCCUGGGAUUUGCUGAGGCGCUUGGGAAACUGAAGCUGGGAGCUUAUCUAAUCUGGAGCCUAUCCCACGGGCCUUAAUUUAUUAUCUGGAAAUUUGGAAAACGCAAGUAUCGCUAAUUAAAAACAAGAGCCAUUUGUGUAUCACGGUUAGCGCAGAUUUAUUCCUGACGACACAGUAAACUCAGCACAGAUUGGAACCAGCUGCCCCAGCUGUGAGUACCUGAGUUUCCCCUCCACGUCUCCGGGUUGAGGCCUCGGCUGCUGUCACACUGUGAGCCUCUCUGGCCAAAGCUACAGCUCAGCACUGUCCUUGCUUACACAAAUAAAUAAAUGCUGCUGGGCAAGGGCCGGCAAGAGUGCUCGGUCAUGGAAAACCUGAGAGGCAAAUCAAUCUAUUUAAUACGUGAUUGAUUCCUCCAGCGCAGGGAGGAAGCGGGAACGGAGGCUUACAGAUGUAGAGGAACACAUUUCAUUUGAAAACUGCUGUCACUGCUUGAGCCUCAGCGGAGGCCACAGGGACGGAGUGGGGCAGAGCCCGGGGAAGGGCUGGGUGAAUAUUGCCACUUUGGGCCCACACGCCUCCCCCUGGGCAGUCUGUGCGCCCCGUGCUGCUCUGUAGCCACUCAGUCACUUGGAAAGGGGCCAGCUCUGAUUGAUGCCCCAGCUCUGCAGAGUCUGCUUUGCACUGAGCUCUGUGCACAGACAGAUAAAUCAUUGUCCUUCUCCUUCCCAGCAGCUGUGAAGGGUGCUUCCUCCGCAGGCCUUGAGAUGCUUAUCGCAGGGGUCAGGGGGAGAUCUGAACUGAAAAUACUUUCCAGCGGGAGCCCUUUGGUUUCUGCCUUUGCAACUAUGGAAGCUGCAUAGCCAGCUUUUCCACCUGCAGUCUGAUCAUAUGCAGUCAGACAAAAAUUACCGUAGGACACGGGUUGAAAUGAGCAUUUGGCAGCAGAGGGAAAAGUCUUUCUAGUAACCUGCUUGUUUCUUUUACGCCUCAUUUUUCUCUUGAGCAGCUCAGCUGCUCACCACAGCACUUGCUCUGUCAGAGAAGUCACACCCAGCCAGGACACCCAUGCUGCAAGGGAUUUGGCUGCACUGUUUUCCCCAUCAGCUAUUGCAAUCACAAACAAAAGAGUGAAGCUUUUUUUGCAGCAGAGCAGGUUACUUUCAACGCGCUCCAGCUGCGGUACGGUCACCAAUAAGAGGCACUGUGUGCACCUUGACCCUGCUGAGAUCUAACCUAAAAUCAGCUGCAUCUCCUCUGCACAGAGGAUGCUCUGUUGGCAGGUGCUGGAGAAACAAAUUCUCAGGCAGAAAUUACUCUGCAAGAUGAAGAACGCUUUGGCUUUAUUACUCCAUAAAAGAGCAUCGAGCCAAGAUCCAGUCAACCAAAAUAGCAAACAGAGCACAUUCGAUGAUGGGCAGACUGCUGAGCUUUCUUUCACAUCCAUCCAUUACAUUUUGCAGACCAGUUCUUCCCACCAGGAUGAUCAGCACUGCCACAAUCAGCGGGUUUUGCUAAGAGUAACACUGAUACAGCCUCUCCAUGCCCUUAACGUAACAUAAGAGACGCUACACACACACAAAUUAUUUGUUCUCUUCUGCUACCACUGAUACACCGUCAGCAUUUUCAGCUGGCUGAAUCACUUCUAGUCACUGCCCCAUGGUAAGCUCAUGGCUGCAUUUAACUCUGCUCACAGCUGUGUUGCAGUAAACAGCAAAUUAGCUCCUGCUCUCAGUUUGCAAAAGUCCCAGGAGCUUUUACAGCAUCGCACACAGAGCAGGAAAAACAGUGCAAGAAAAGAAUCUCGCUGAGACACAUGCUCACUUACCUGCUGGGAAUCUCAGAGGCACAGCUGACAACAGCCUGCCACAGUGACCACGUACAGGGCAAGGAGAGCUCAGGUUUGCCAAAUUUAAAGGAUUGGCCCCAGCAAAGCAUGAUGGGUGAGGGAGAAAGUCCUCUGCUGAGCAUGGAGAGGCCAGCAGAGCUGUGCUGAGCCAGGCUGCCUGUGCCUGCAAGAGGCUCUGGUUCUGAAGCACUCUUGAAAAUGACUUUUGUGACAGUCACAGGGUGAGGAACUUGGACCUAAGCCGACUUAUGCACAAAGAGGAAUUUAUUCCCUGUGAUACAGCUCCGCCAAAGGGCAGAUGCAUCCCCCACCCUCCCCUUCCCUGCAGCCAGGCGCCGCAGCUUUCCUGCUGCUCCGUGCUGGCUGGCAGCUGGGGCUGCUGGCGUGUCUGAGCUGGGCUGGCAGAACGCUCACAGCUCGGGCUGCAGCCAGGCUGACUGCCACGCAUGUCGUGCCCGGCAGCCCUUCUCCGUGCCAUGCCACGAGAUCCCAGAGGCACCCAUCCCCUGGAGGCGGGCCGCCAGGUUCCCCAGCUAACCGUUCUCUGUUUCUGUCAGGACAGUAGUGAGGCAGCGGAUGGAGCUGGCCCCUGGGAUGAAGAAGUUACCAAGUGGUGGGGAGAGUGGAGCUCCUGGUCCACCUGCUCGCGAUCCUGCGGGGGAGGCGUGAUGUCCCGGGAGCGGCACUGCCUGCGCCAGCGGCUCCAGAUGCCCCAGGUAACAAACAGCACCAUGUGUGUUGGCCAAGCCAAGCACUACCAACUGUGCCAGCAGCAGCCCUGCCCAGCCAACACAGCAAGCUUCAAACAACAGCAGUGCUCCAGUUUCAAUGCCAAAGCCUUUGGGAAGCGGUACUACCACUGGAUGCCCCUCUAUCCAGAUGACUACACCAGCAUCUCCAACAAGCCGUGUGACCUGCAGUGCACCACGCGGAAUGGAGAGAGGCAGCUGAUGGCCCGAGCACAGGAUGGUACCUCCUGCAAGGACAGGACCUACCAAGGGGUCUGCAUCAAUGGAAAGUGUGAGCCCGUGGGGUGCGAUGGGAGCCUGUAUUCGCCCCGGACCAUGGACAGAUGCAGGGUGUGUGGAGGGGACGGCAGCACUUGUCACCGUGUCUCAGGCAGCUUCCGAAAGGCAAUCUCACAGAUAGGUUACGUGUUCAUCACCAGCAUCCCCGCCGGCGCCAUGGACAUCCUCAUCAUGGAGCGCAGGAAGACAGAAAACAUCCUGGCACUCGCGGAUGAAUACGGGCAUUUUUUCUUCAACGGCAACUCUGCCAUUGACAACCCCCAGAACUUCAGGGUAGCUGGCACGGUCUUCAAGUACAGGCGGCCUUCCAGUCUGAAUUCAGAUGGGCUGGAGUACAUCAUGGCUCACGGGCCCACUAACCAGUCCCUGAAUGCCAUGUACUAUAACUUUAAUGGGAAAAUGCCACACAUAACUUAUGACUACACUGUACCACGGACACCACCACCUCUCCGAACCGCAGCCCCCGCUGUAGACAGACCUCGUUAUCAUCACCUACUAGAGACCAGCCAGAGCCAUCCUGCUCCAGCCAACUUCAGAGCUGUCAAGGACUCCAAUGCCACAUGGCUUUCCCUGUCACCAGAUGGCACCAGCAAACAGCUUCCUCUAAAAGAAAGGCAUGAAGAUUUAGGCUUCAGCCACCCACACUUCUUCCACACCAACUCCACUAGUCACCCCCGGGGCUGGGGCUGGGAACAAGGUGAAGAAAAGGAGAAGUAUGACUUCCACAUAAGACAGGUCUACCAUGCAAACACAGCAGGAGAAGAAGAAGAGGAAGCAGCAGCAAUUGGUGGAGAAACAGAAUUGGCCCUCAGAUUCAAUCAGAUUUCCAUCAGCACGCCUGUACCCUACAGCAUGAGGAGAGCUGAGCUGUCGGAGAAUGGCCACGUAGCAUCCUCCAGGCUUCGUCUCUUCAGGCGGCUGUGCCACCGGGACCCGCACCACGCUGCCUUCUGCAGGGAGCUGCAGUACCUGGCCUCCAGGCUGGCCCAGAGGAACGUCACGGCAGGACUAUGGGCUGAGACAGCUGCCCGGUGGCCACAGGGCCUUCACAAAGCACCGUCCCGUAAGAACUCCCUAGAGGACUUGAAGAUGGAGACAUUCGCUGGGAGUCAGGGGAAAGCGAGAAACUACAGCGUGAUGGCAUCCGUGGGGAGCUCUCUGCUAGGUGCCAGCACAACCGCGGACGUCGGCCAGGCAGAGCCUCUGCAAGCCCCCCGCACUGAAAGCAAUGAGUUUGAUGUGAGCCCCGUGGGCCACGAUGACAUCAGCUUGGCUGACAUGUAUCGAUGGAAGGUCUCAGCUUAUGCCCCCUGCAGCUCCACGUGCACUUCAGCAGGUAUCAGUGCCUCCUAUGCAAUGUGUGUACGGUACGACGGAGUGGAAGUGGACGAAGCAUACUGCGAUGCCCUGACUCGACCAGAACCUACGCACGAAUUUUGCACGGGCAGAGACUGCCAGCCUAGGUGGGAAACAAGCCGGUGGAGUGAAUGCUCCAGGACCUGUGGUGAGGGCUACCAGUACCGCACCGUGCGCUGCUGGAAGAUGCUGGCUCCAGGCUUUGACAGCUCUGUGUACGACGACCUCUGUGAGUCAUCUGGGCUAGCCAGGCCCAUAGAGAGGAAAGCCUGCAAGAACAAGGCCUGUGGACCCCAGUGGGAGCUCUCCGAGUGGUCUGAGUGCUCAGCCCGAUGCGGCACCCAGGGGACGAUGAAGCGGGAGGUGCGCUGCUCGGUGGAAGCAGCCCUCUGCGACGAGUCCCAGAAGCCCAGCAGUGAGAAGGAGUGCACAGGACCGCCCUGCGACCGCCGCUGGACCGCUUCGGACUGGGGCCCGUGCUCAGGUUCGUGUGGUGAGGGACGCAUAAGCCGUUUCGUCGCCUGUCGCAACCUGGAGGGCAAGGUGAUCUCCGACACGCAGUGUGACCCAGCUGCCAAGCCCCUGGCUGUCCAUCCGUGCGGAGACAAGGACUGCCCCGCACACUGGGUGGAGCAGGAGUGGGACCAGUGUGAUGCCAGCUGUGGACGAGGGACGAAGACCCGGGUCGUCUUGUGCGCGGGGCUGGAGAACGGGGCGUACAGGGAGUACCCCGAGAAGCGCUGCGAGGGGUCUCAGAAGCCUGAGGAGCAAGCUGCCUGCUUCAUGAGGCCGUGCUCCACGUGGUUCACUACCUCCUGGUCUCAGUGCAGCAAGACGUGCGGUGCUGGUGUGCGACUGCGCGAGGUGAAGUGCUACCAGGGGGAAGCUCUGGCCCAGGGCUGUGACCCCACUUCCAAGCCAGAAGGCAGGCAGACGUGUCAGCUCCAGCCGUGCCCCACAGAGGCCCCAGAAGAAGACUGUGAAGACAAAGCGACGGCCAACUGCGUGCUUGUGCUGAAGGUGAAGCUGUGCUCUCACUGGUACUACAGGAAGGCUUGCUGCCGGUCGUGCCGCCUCAAGUCACCAUGACUGCUACCAGGCUGUAGUUCCCUUCUGAAUUCAGGGGCGUGAACCUCCCUGAGCCAGACUUUACCACUUGAAGCCACCUCACUUGGCUUGGCCGAGGAGCCAGUCCCUGUAGACCAGCCUGCUCAGUGAGAAAGGACUCCCAGGACUUAGUCAUCACUGCUCCCUCUCCACCGAGAGGAUUUUACUGAAGACAAACCACCAGUUCCUAGAAAGCUACUGAGAAGUGAGUUGGGAAAGCCCGUCCCUGCUGUCAGUCGUCUCUGGAGAGCUCUAGUUGGAGGCGGUGGGGCACAGAGGCCAGGCCCCAGCAGGGCCCAGGCCGCAGCCACCCUGUCCUGCCCUGCAGAUUGCUCUGCUACACGGGCAAUUUCCAAACACAGCCAGAAAAUUCUGUGUCACAAUAAAGAACUAAACUGUCAAA
This is a messenger RNA of Numida meleagris (helmeted guineafowl), 5755 nucleotides long. Its product is annotated as ADAMTS-like protein 2. Gene Ontology annotation, molecular function: metalloendopeptidase activity. Bases 2308 to 5334 code for a protein of 1008 amino acids. Gene Ontology annotation, biological process: extracellular matrix organization. The transcript is spliced from 17 exons. The record is from RefSeq and is a predicted model, not a curated record. Gene Ontology annotation, cellular component: extracellular matrix. NCBI's taxonomy places the organism in Eukaryota, Metazoa, Chordata, Aves, Galliformes, Numididae.